Bradysia coprophila is the source of this 1244-nucleotide messenger RNA. RefSeq lists its product as uncharacterized. Lineage: Eukaryota; Metazoa; Arthropoda; Insecta; Diptera; Sciaridae. The record is from RefSeq and is a predicted model, not a curated record.
CUAGAAAAUUUAAUUAGUGACUGAGAAGACGCUUUCGUGCAAACAUUAAAGUUAAUUUUUAUCGUCGGACAAGGUCAGCCAAUUUUUAUCGGUGGACCAUACAAUGAAGAGUCCGUACAACAUUAUCAAUGUGAUCGGAACAGUGGUUGCGAUUUCACUACUCUCCGGAGAUGUGCUAUCCGCACGGGCUCCGGUCAUAAAGCAGUUCGAAGUGGACGAAUUCAACAAUGUGAUCAGGCCAUACGAGCAGGUCGACGGGAAGCGGUCGGAAAUUGUUGUUGAAAAAGUGAAAAAUCUUCGAUUGGAAUGCCAUUCCGACUAUCCGGUGCAGUGGAUUUACUUAGGAAAUGGGAUCCCCAUCGUCAACACGGAUAUCUCACGUGAAAGCACACUAUCGACAACCGAUAGGCGAAAUAACGGUCGCAACGGGUUCAUAGCAUCAAUAUUUCUGGGAUCACUUAAAGAACAGCAUACUGGAAAGUACCAAUGCAGUCGCACCGAUUAUGUCACAGUUGUACCGAAUUUGUAUGUGUACGUGCCUGGUCAAGAUUUGUUUACAUCAACACAAGGCAAAACCAUUCAAAUAAAUCCGAAUGUAACGUCCACUACGGUACCUUGCACAGUUUCUGAUCCACGCAUCAAAGUUUCGCUAUUCAAAUUGGACGGGAAUGUGUUGAAGAGGCCGGUAACUAAAGCAGACGAUGCGAUUAUCUACGAUCCGCGGAAGGGAUUCCGCAUCAAUCUGAGGAAAAUUGAAGACCCAGAAGGCAGAUACCUUUGUACAGCUUAUUACAACAAUGACGUAAGAGAUGUGGAGUACACAAUUGCAUCCAGUGUCCGAACGGAUGAUAUCCAAUCAGAUGCACCGGCACCAGGAAAUUAUGAAGAAUUUAAAAAACCAAAGGAAGAGACUUGUACCGGAGAUGAAUGUAAACAGUGCCAAACCCACACUGACUGUCCACCGAAUAUGAACUGUUACACGGACUUUAAGUGUCGCGAUCCAUGCGAGUACUCAAUUCGAUGUGGAACUGCAGCCAUGUGCCGCAUUGUCGAAAAUCGGCCGAAAUGCUAUUGUCCAUCUGGUUUUGUCGGUGAUGCGACCAAGGAAUGUUUGAACAUAUCGAGAGAACGAUACGAACGAUAUGAACGAUACCCAUGAUGCGCACCAGGACAAACGAUCUGGCUUUGAAUCGAAUUUUCGUCGAAUGUACAGAAUUAUCUUUUUGAAAUAAAUUAAAUGAUUU